AGUGAGAAGGGUUUGGUGCGCUGAGGAAUAUCCUUGUACCGAAUCAGAAGUCGGACUCCUCUUUUUGCCACAAAUCUGUCAUAAUAACCGAUUAACCCUUUUGGACCAGUUCUUUGGUUAAAUAAAGGGUUGAACUAGUCAUGAAACUUCUUGAUUUGGCAAUAUCCGGCUUUGGUAUACAUAUAAAGAAGCUUCAAAUGGUCACACCGACAACCUUCAUAAUUUGUUGUUCCUCACUGGAUUAGAGGCAUUAAGGACAAACAUAUAGUGUAAGGUAGGGUGGGACCUGUCUGAAUCUAUUCCUGGGGUUGUCUUAUAAUGGCUGAAAAUGACACAGAGAGAAUCCAGACAGAAAAUCUCCUAAAAAGAGUACAAGAAUUGGAGCAGGAGGUACGAAGACUUAAAAAAGAACAGGUCAACAACAAAGACUCAAACAUUAGAGAAACUUCCUCAGCAGCUGGAAAAGCUAAGCGUGCAUUUGAUUUCAGUGCUCAUGGUCAGAGACAUGUAGCCUUAAAGAUUGCCUAUCUGGGCUGGGGAUACCAGGGCUUUGCCAGUCAGGAAAACACAAACAAUACAAUUGAAGAAAAGCUGUUUGAGGCUUUAACCAAGACUCGACUAGUAGAAAGCAGACAGAUGUCCAACUAUCACCGAUGUGGGCGGACAGACAAAGGAGUCAGUGCAUUUGGGCAGGUGAUUUCUCUUGACCUUCGUUCUCACUUUCCAAAGGCCAGGGAUUCAGAAAAUUUCAUUUUAAAAGAUGAAGUCAAUGAUGCUGCUAAGGAGAUCCGUUAUACCCACAUUCUUAACCGGGUGCUCCCUCCAGACAUCCGUGUACUGGCCUGGGCCGCAGCAGAACCCAGUUUCAGUGCUCGGUUCAGCUGUCUUGAGAGGACUUACCGCUACUUCUUCCCUCACGCUGAUUUAGACCUUGUAACCAUGAACUGCGCAGCUCAGAAGUACGUUGGCACACAUGAUUUUAGAAACUUAUGUAAAAUGGAUGUAGCCAACGGAGUGGUAAAUUUUCAAAGGACUAUUCUGUCUGCUCAAGUACAACUUGUGGGCCAAAGUCUGGCUGAGGAGAGACGGGAAGAACCUUUCCAGUUAUGUCAGUUUGAAGUGAGUGGCCAGGCAUUCCUUUAUCAUCAAGUCCGCUGUAUGAUGGCUAUCCUCUUUCUGAUUGGCCAAGGAAUGGAGAAGCCAGAGAUUAUCGACGAGCUGCUGAACAUAGAGAAAAAUCCCCAGAAACCUCAAUACAGUAUGGCUGUAGAAUUUCCUCUAGUUUUGUAUGACUGUAAGUUUGAAAAUAUCAAGUGGAUCUAUGACCGGGAGGUUCAGGAGUUCAACGUUACCCACCUACAACAACUAUGGGCUAAUCAUGCUGUUAAAACUCACAUGUUGUAUAGCAUGUUGCAAGGACUGGACUCUGUUGCAGUACCCUGUGGAACAGGACCAAAGAUGGAUGGAAUGAUAGAAUGGAGAAAUGUUAAGCCCUCUAUCAUAAAGCAGACCAGUGCCUUUGUAGAAGGAGUGAAAAUGCGCACAUAUAAGCCCCUAAUGGAUCGUCCUAAAUGCCAAGGAUUAGAAUGCCGGAUCCAGCAUUUUGUACGUAGGGGACGCAUCGAGCACCCACAUUUAUUCUAUAAAGAAGAAACAAAAGCCAAAAGGGACUGUAAUAACACACUAGAGGAAGAAAAUACUAUUCUGGAGAAACCAACAAAAAGAGUCUGUGUUGAUACAGAAUUUAAAAGCAUCAUUUAGCCACAGAAAAUUCACAGGAAUCUAGGAGGCAAUAACUAGCAAGUGAUAGGUGGGUAGAAGGUAAAUACAAAAAAAAUUUACCACAAGAAGUCCUAGAAAUUCAAACGAUCAGCUCUUAAAAAGAAAACCCCAAAACAUAAAAGACCAUUAGGCCUUAUUAAGGAAGUUCUUGCUUAAACAAGAAGUUCAAACAUCUCUCAUUUCUGUCCAAAAGGAUUAAGAGAUGGAAGAAGCAAAAAGCAAUUGUGAAACAGAAGUAUUUAUGUACACCUAAAACCUGUGUUGUGUUCAAAUUCAUUAAAGCCUGAUCCUGCAAGUGUCUUAA
Molecule: messenger RNA, 2086 nt
Organism: Manis pentadactyla (Chinese pangolin)
Lineage: Eukaryota; Metazoa; Chordata; Mammalia; Pholidota; Manidae
Gene: PUS3
Product: pseudouridine synthase 3
Exons: 6
Coding region: 319-1761 (480 amino acids)
Biological process (GO): tRNA pseudouridine synthesis; mRNA pseudouridine synthesis
Cellular component (GO): cytoplasm; nucleus
Molecular function (GO): RNA binding; pseudouridine synthase activity
Source: RefSeq, a predicted model, not a curated record